UUUACAUACCAGUAAUGGUUUUUUUUUUUCUUUUUUUUUUUUACUACGACUCUUAAAGCCUUCCCCACUGCAAGCACUCUAAGUGUGCCUUCUUAUCAUGUACUUUUGGAGUGUUGAUUUGUCUAGUGCAUCCGUUAGCUUCAUUGGGUUAUCAAAAUUUGAGGUUUCUGAUCCUCCUGUUAAACUGAUUAGUACCACAAGAUAAUUUUGUCUUACGGUUGUGUUGUCUGUCAUACGAGGUUGAACUUUUUCCAGGUUUCUGCCUCCUGUCUCCGGGCACGUUUGGGAUCUGGGUUUUCUUCACUGUCACUUUCUUCUCUGGGGUUUUCUACUUGUCCGCUAGGAUUUACCACCAACUAAAAGGUACUGCAUUUUGAGACACAUGAAGGUAUUUCUACAGCGAACAAAUAUAAUUAACUACGUUUAAGCUACGAAGAAAAUCAGAAGAAAGGGAUAUAGACAAUAAUAUAGUCUAAAACCCUAUAAAAAGAAGACGAAGAAGGAGAAAGUACCAUAAACCAGAUAAACGAAAAGAAACAGACAGACUAAAUACUAGACCUGUAUAACCAGCGACAAUGUUCUCGGACUUAGACUUCCUCAAUUAUGAGUACAACAUGAACCACAGGCAUCGAGGACACUGCGUUAUCUUUAAUCAAGAACACUUUGACCCAUCUUUAUCUAUACCGACCAGAAGCAAUUCUUCCCGCGAUGUGGAUAUGACGAUGGCCCUGUUCAAGGACCUAGGUUUCAUAGUGAGAGUCCACAUUGACUUGCGGGUGGAAGGGAUCAAAGACAUCCUCGAGGACCUUGCCUUUGACACAAACCACCAUGACUGUGAUGCCCUGGUAAUAGUGUUUAUGUCAUCUGGAGACCAAGGUAUAUUAUUUGCUAAGGAUGGAGAAUUUAAAACUAAAAUGCUCUUUGAAUACUUUGAUGGAGAUCAAUGUGAAGCUCUGGUGGGAAAACCCAAACUAUUCUUUAUACAGGGAGAUCGAGGUGAUAACUUUGAGAAUGGAGUAAAGCUGCGGGAGACAAGGAUUCAGAACCCCAAAGAAGAGGCCGUUACCAAAUCAUCAAAGCACGUGGGGGCAAAAAGUCCCUCGGGUGGACAUCAGUUGAGUCACAGUUCCAGCGCAAAAAAGGAGGAUUUAUAUCUUAGCUCUCUGGCUGACUUCCUGAUAUGCUGGUCUACUACAGAUGGUUACUUUUCUUGGCGUAAUACCACCUCCGGCUCGUGGUUCAUUCAGGCCUUGGCGCACGUUAUGGCAAGGGACAGUAGCAGCGAUGACUUGUGCGCCAUGAUGGUCGGCGUCGCUCGCCACGUGAUGAGACACAAGUCCAAUUGUCCAGCGCAUGAAUCGAAAAAACAGAUGCCUCUCUUUACUUCGACUCUGAGGAAAAAAUUGUUUUUAUACCCGAAGCCAACGUACCCAGAAAUAGAGGCAGCAGUGGAAUAAUAAUAAAAAGGAAGAAAAAAAUGACGGAAAGGAAGAAGGAAAUACAAAACGAGCCAGCUUGCGGGAGUCGGAAGAAUGAGGAGAAAAAGAGAUGACGAAGAUGGAGAGGAAGAUAAUGAGGAAGUUGCAGGUACAAGUUAGUACUGAACCCGUGGCGGCCAUGAUGCCCCUUAGCAGCACUGUGCCCUCGGGAAAAAGUAAUCACUGACAAAAUCAUCAACUCUCUGGAUGUGGUUGGGGGGGAGG
Molecule: messenger RNA, 1703 nt
Organism: Penaeus monodon (black tiger shrimp)
Lineage: Eukaryota; Metazoa; Arthropoda; Malacostraca; Decapoda; Penaeidae
Product: caspase-1-like
Exons: 9
Coding region: 576-1457 (293 amino acids)
Biological process (GO): apoptotic process; proteolysis
Cellular component (GO): cytoplasm
Source: RefSeq, a predicted model, not a curated record